Messenger RNA from Alternaria alternata, 1695 nucleotides. Its product is annotated as D-galacturonic acid reductase. The transcript is spliced from 6 exons. NCBI's taxonomy places the organism in Eukaryota, Fungi, Ascomycota, Dothideomycetes, Pleosporales, Pleosporaceae. The record is from RefSeq and is a predicted model, not a curated record. Gene Ontology annotation, biological process: NADPH regeneration. Gene Ontology annotation, cellular component: cytoplasm. Bases 108 to 1349 code for a protein of 413 amino acids. Gene Ontology annotation, molecular function: nucleotide binding; oxidoreductase activity.
UGAAUUCAGCUCUUGUGUCGUCUCAUCUCCCUCGGAAAUCCGACAGUAGCUAAGGAACGUCUCAAUUCAUCUUCGCAAACGUCCAGAUCUCAAAGGAAACGGUCAUCAUGGCGCCAGUAGAAGUCCUCAUGGUUGGUACUGGAGAGUAUACGACGGGAUUCGUAGGAGGAGGCGCAUCCAAGUCGGAUAAGAAGGUUGGAGUUGUAGGACUGACGCUGUUCGACCUCCGAAGACGCGGCAAGGUUGGCAAACUAUCUAUGGUGGGCACAUCGGGCGGCAAAUUCCCCGCAAUCCGCGAGCAUCUCCAAAAGAACAUCUCCGAAGCAUACAACAACUUGGAUGUGUCAUUUGAGGAAUUUCCCAAAGAAGGGAAGACCGACCCGAAUGCGUACAAGGCCGCGAUUGACGCGCUUCCCAAAGGGAGUGCCAUCACCAUCUUCACACCUGACACCACCCACUACCCAAUCGCUUUGUACGCCAUCGAACGCGGAAUUCACGUCCUCAUCACAAAGCCUGCAGUAAAGUUACUAGAGCAUCACCAGGAGCUUUUGGCCGCAGCAAAGAAACACAAUGUCUUCGUCUACAUUGAGCAUCACAAGCGGUACGAUCCCGCUUACGCGGACGCGCGUUUCAGGGCACAGAAGCUGGGCGACUUCAACUACUUUUACUCUUACAUGAGCCAGCCAAAGAGCCAACUGGAAACGUUCAAAGCGUGGGCAGGUAUCGACUCUGACAUCUCUUACUACCUCAAUUCUCACCACAUCGAUAUCAACGAGUCUAUGAUUCCUGAUUGGAAGCCGGUACGCGUCAUGGCUAGUGCCGCUAAAGGUAUUGCGACGGGAUUGGGAUGUGAUCCUGCUACCGAGGACACUAUUACACUACUCACAAACUGGGUGAAGAAAGAUGACCCAAGCAAGGUUGGGACCGGUGUUUACACAGCUGGCUGGGCAGCACCACAAAAGGCUGGUGUACACUCAAAUCAAUAUUUCCACUACAUGGCGUCAACAGGAGAGAUCCGCGUCAACCAGGCAAAGCGCGGCUACGAUGUUACCGACGAUGAGGGUGGCCUCCUUUGGUACAACCCAUUCUACAUGAAGUACGCUCCUGACGAGGAGGGUAAUUUCGCCGGCCAGAUCGGUUACGGGUACAUCUCGUUUGAGAAGUUUGUUGAUGCUGUCAACAAGCUCAACGCAGGCGAGGUCACACUUGACCAGCUAGACGCGCGGCCGCUACCAACUUUGAAGAACACUAUCGCGACAACCGCAAUCCUCGAGGCUGGCAGAAGAUCGCUCGACGAGAACCGACCUAUUGAUAUCAUCGAGGAGAACGGUGUCUGGUCUCUGAAGUAGUUCACUUUCUAACCAAAAGCGAUAUGUCACUGCUCAAUUGGACGCGAAUCCCACAUGCUUUCUAGUUAGUGUCUUGCUUGAAUAUGCCUUGCUUACCUUUACCCUGAGUUACACAGUCAUUGUUUACUCAUCAGCCACGGAUCGCUAGCCUGAUGUGAUCGUCGCAUCCGUGAUGGCGCGGUUCCACGUGGUGACUGACACGCCGUUGCUGGGCUCCACCCCCACAACGCCAGGUUACCAGAUAGUCAUACCCAGAAACAAGGUCGUGACAAGGUCAAGGGUCUCCACAAAGUGGCAUAGGUAAAAACAAGGGCCUUCUGAAAACCGGGAGAUCAUCGGGUGCUCU